GACCGGAGGGGGUGGCGGCGGGACGGUUCACUUGGUUCCGCUGCCCGACGGCUGUAGUGAGUUCUCCGCUCCUGCCGGGGGCUGCUCACGCCAAGGACCUGCCUCUGUAGUCUCUUUUUCCGCUGCCCAGCGUCCCUGGCAAGAACAUCCCCCAAGAUGGCAGAGGAGAGCAGCAGGACCAGGGACUGCACAUCCUUCAGCGUGCUCAGCUGGGAUCAGGUCAGUCGGCUGCAUGAGGUCCUGACCGAGGUCGUACCCAUCCACGGACGAGGCAACUUUCCAACCCUGGAGAUAACUCUGAAGGAUAUUGUCCAGACCGUCCGCAGCCAGCUGGAGGAGGCAGGCAUCAAAGUGCAGGACGUCCGGCUGAAUGGCUCUGCAGCUGGCCACGUCUUGGUGAAAGACAAUGGCUUGGGUUGCAAAGACCUGGACCUAAUCUUUCAUGUGGCUCUUCCCACAGAGGCAGAAUUUCAACUGGUCAGAGAUGUGGUUCUGUGCUCCCUUCUCAACUUCCUGCCGGAGGGUGUGAAUAAGCUCAAAAUCAGUCCAGUCACUCUGAAAGAGGCUUAUGUCCAGAAGCUGGUGAAGGUCUGCACAGACACUGACCGCUGGAGCCUGAUUUCCCUCUCCAACAAGAACGGGAGGAACGUGGAGCUGAAGUUUGUUGACUCCAUCCGGCGUCAGUUUGAGUUCAGUGUGGACUCCUUUCAAAUCAUCCUGGAUUCUUUGCUCUUUUUCUAUGACUGCUCCAGCAGCACCAUCUCUGAGCAUCUCCACCCCACAGUGAUUGGGGAGAGCGUGUACGGGGACUUCGAGGAGGCCUUUGACCAUCUGCAGAACAGGCUGAUUGCCACCAAGAACCCCGAAGAGAUUCGGGGCGGGGGACUGCUUAAGUACAGCAACCUCCUCGUGCGGGACUUCAGGCCCACAGACCAGGAAGAAAUCAAAACCCUAGAGCGUUACAUGUGCUCCAGGUUUUUCAUCGACUUCCCGGACAUUCUUGAACAGCAAAGGAAGUUGGAGACCUACCUUCAAAACCACUUCGCCGAAGAAGAAAGGAGCAAGUACGACUACCUCAUGACCCUCCGCAGGGUGGUGAACGAGAGCACCGUGUGCCUCAUGGGGCACGAACGGAGGCAGACCCUGAACCUCAUCUCCCUCCUGGCCUUGCGUGUGCUGGCAGAACAAAACAUCAUCCCCAAUGCCACCAACGUCACCUGUUACUACCAGCCAGCUCCUUAUGUCAGUGACGGCAACUUCAACAACUACUACAUUGCCCAUCCUCCAGUCACCUAUAGCCAGCCAUACCCUACCUGGCUGCCCUGUAACUAACCUUGAGACCUGAGGGUUUCCAUAGUGGGAACCCCAAUAGGGCAAGGGCUCUCACAUAGGGGAGCCUCCUUCUAGAUGUAGGUGUUUGGCUUUUAAAGGGGAACUCAGCUCUGAUUCUGCUUUUUUUUUUCUUUGUGUACCCAUUGGAAUGGGUCAACACUUUAUCAUGAGCCAACCUGAAGGGGGGACCCAUUGUUCCAGUGCCACUUUGGGAAAGGCUGCAGGAAGUAGGACCUAGCCACAUCUUUCAAAGACAGACACUAACACGUCACGUCCCAAACAUCAGCACAGGGGCACCUGAGCUCAGUGCAUAACUGAUAUUGGAAGAACGCUUGAGCAGCGGACGUGCCCCUUUGACCUACAUGCCUUGUCACACGAGCCUAGAGCAGGCCAGGGUGGCCUUCACUUGGGGUUCUCAGCAGUUCUGUGGAAGUUGUGCUGGUAGUCUGUUUUCUUGGAUGAAUUUUAGCGUGGCAGAAAAUGAUAAAUAUGAGAGUGCUCUCGUGACUUAAUUUUUGUUCAGGGGACUAAAUUGCUUAUAUGUUUGUUCCCUGUCAGCAGAGCUGAGAAUUUCUCUCAUCAGUAAACCAAAGCCAGAGGCUGGAGAACUGAGAUCUGGUUGGCAGUGGUUCAUGGUUUAGAUGCUGUGCUAUCACGAGGAAUUAUGAAAUAUUGCUGAGAAAAAAAAUGACCUUUUCUUGAAAUGUAACUUAAAAACAAAAUAAAAUGUGCAACAUAAUGUUAAAGUAGAAUUGUAGUGGUGGUGGUAGGGUGAUUGUAAAUAGGAAACAUGAAUGUCCAAUUUUUUUUCCAUUAAGGAAUUCUUAUUGAGUGAUACUUUUUUCUCUCUCUCUCAUCAACUCAUCACUUUCAUUUUGCUCUGCCUGAGACUAAGGAUUGUGCAGAGUCUAGAGUCAUUGUAGUAACUGACAGGAGGGUCUUCCCGUGUUUUAAUUGGAAACCCAUUUUGGUCACAUUCCAAGUAUGACAAGCUGGUUUUCUGGAUACUUUGGCUGAGUUUUUUUGUUUUUGCUUUUUCAAAAAUAGUGAUUUCCUUCUCAAGGUUGUUUUUUGUUUUGACAGCAAAUGAAUCCAGGAAUUUCAAUAGACCUGAGUAAACCCGUGGAAUGAUCUGCUCGCACAGGCAGAGUUCUUGGGCUUCAAAUAGCUUUAGAAUCGAACCUGCUGUCCCUGUGCUGUGCGUGAGGUACAGGUGUCGGGUUCACUCGAGCCUUCUGGGCUCUGGAGCUACCAUGGCACCUUGAAAUGAUGAAUGCUAGUGUAUGUGGGGAAGAACUGAGUGAAUGAAGAAUGGUCUUCCUUAUUCUGGUAGAUGUGACCGUACUUGUUUGUAUUCUGCACUUUGGAAGGAAAAAACAGUGUUAAUUUCUAGUCUAAAGCAAACCUGGUAAAUGGGAGAGUUCUAGGUUGCUGUUGCUGUCCCAGUAGAUUUAGCUAAGGGAUUUUGUGUUUUGAAACUUUUUUGUGGGAUCUUUUGGAAAGCCUCACUUUAGGGUAUGAAGGGCAAAACACUCAAUGUUGCCAGCCAGCUUGGUUUCUAAAGUAAUUUUAAUGAAAUCCAGGCUCCUGAUUUUUACUUUCUCCUGUGGCCAUAAAAGUCCCAAGCCCUGAGUGACUGCUUUCUCCUUGCUUUAAGCAGUGAAGUUACCUUAAAGCAGAAAUGCUUAGUAGAACAUGAGUGGUUUACCUUUUUCUGAAGAUUGCAUUUUUGGGUUUUUUUCUGGAAUGUGAUGUCUUGAUCCUCUUAAAAGCAGACUGGUCAUGACUGAGACCCAAGGCUUAGCGGGUAUCUAUGUUGUGUUACAUCAAGGGAAGAAAAGCUACUUCUUGGUGUAACCAGCUCUCAUUUCCUGUGAGCUGUAGUUAGACUGGAACUCACUGGCUUUGAGUCAAAGCCAGUUCUACAUGGAGGGGGGACCGCGAUGCUUCAGUGUUAAAAGGCAGACAGUGAAGAGUGAAUUCCAACGUUAAAAACUGCGUGGUCAGGCUGCCAAAGUGGUCAAAUGGCAGCAUGUUCGCACAAAAAUGACAGAUCUGUUUAACCAAAGCUUUGAAAUGUGAUAAAGCCACCAACAUAAGCACGUGCUAAUGGAAGUCAGUACUGCUUCUGCUAGAAGGCCUGGGCAUCCGGGUUAAUGAGGCUCCAGGUGAAGAUCAGAACCGUGUCAACUAAUUAAAUUUCCAGUUUGUCCUGGUAGUUGUUUCUGCUUGUAUUUUUUUCCUAUCUGGUACUAGUCCUUUGAAGAUGAAGGGAAGCACAGAAUGUGCCAGAGAUUCCCAGCCCCCAAGUUCUUUACAACCGUGACACAAUGACUGUGUUGGUACAGUCUGCUCACCUGAAGUUCUUAAUCAGCCCAGCUGUUUGGGAAUUUGAGAGCAGAUGUGUGUUCUGGAAUCAUCAGGGUGAAAAUCUGUACUGACCAAAGCAGCACUUUUAAAACACCACCUGGUUUAGCGGUAUGCCAGCCUCAGAAUAGACCAGGUAACCUUGAAUUUCAGGCAUGUGGAAAUUCCAACUGAAACCUGCCUUUCAUGCUGUUCACACAAGCACCAGGUACUCUGAACUUGUACCAAGUCCAGUGGUUCCUCUUUUUUGUGUGUUGAGUAACAUGAAACUUGGCAGUGGACAAGGGCACUAAAGUUCAAGUGCAAGUUCUAAUAUAAAUUUUAGCAGUCUCAUUUGCUUCAGAACUCUGAACAGUUUUCAGAUGCUUUCUGCAAGUAUUCAACUUGUUUACCAAGCCUGCUUCUUGGCAUCAGUUUGAGCAGCAGUGACAUUUAAACAGUACCUUUUCUCCUUGUAUUGGCAGAAGGGUACAGUCUAAAUUCCUGGCCUUGAGCUUCGGUCUCAACCUUCAAUUUUACCUUGACAGUAAGACACUAUUCCUCACUCAACUUCAACUCUGAAACUAAACUCUGUAUCACUAAUGCCUUGAAUUCAGGGUUCCUGCUAACUGCGUGUGGAAUGUGGCAUGGCCCACACCACGGAGGACCUGGCUGGUAGAUGGAGAAGUUAGGUAGGAAAAAUGCUGGGUGCUUGAUAAAUGGUGACAGAUGUGGUUUGAUGUUCAAGUUUUAUUGGUUUGUUUUUCCCCAGUUUGAUUUUCUUUUUUCCCCUGAGGAUUUAAGUCACUGUGGGCUACGUAUGAACCUGUAUUUUGUGGUGGUACAUUAAGAAUCAAAUGACUAAUGCCCUGAGUCUGCUUGCCCUUCAGUGCCCCGGCUAGGGCGAGCCUCUUACCCUUGUGGUAGGUUAAGAUUUUAACUAGUACUGCUUUAACUUUUGGAAAUGGUGCCACUCAAAGCAACAUUAGAAAUACCUCCUUUCCAAUUAACUGGUACUGAUGCCUUAUUUUAGGAUGCAGCUACAUUCUGAGCUCAAACAUCCUCUUCCGGAGAAUAAAUGGUAGUUAUCCACUUGUGAGAAGAGACCCUAAUGAUCUCGGGGGUGGGGAGCAUCAUUUCCUGAGUGUCUGACUGGGGCUGUACACUAGGGAGAACCCUUCAGCUGGAUUUGACAGGUGAAAGAACUUCCAGUUGCCAAGGUUAGAUUCCUGUCUUUAAUCUGGCAGAAGCCAAAUGUCACAGCUGACUUUGGAACAAUUCCAGUUCAGC
Manis pentadactyla (Chinese pangolin) is the source of this 4968-nucleotide messenger RNA. RefSeq names its product terminal nucleotidyltransferase 5C (gene TENT5C). The transcript has 2 exons. Gene Ontology annotation, biological process: mRNA stabilization. Gene Ontology annotation, molecular function: poly(A) RNA polymerase activity; RNA binding. Lineage: Eukaryota; Metazoa; Chordata; Mammalia; Pholidota; Manidae. Bases 157 to 1332 code for a protein of 391 amino acids. The record is from RefSeq and is a predicted model, not a curated record.